CAGGGCUGCCCACGUCCUCACCAUGUCUGAUGGGGACUAUGACUACCUGAUCAAGUUCUUAGCCCUGGGAGAUUCCGGCGUUGGCAAGACCAGCCUCCUCUAUCAAUACACCGACAGCAAGUUCAACUCCAAAUUCAUAACGACGGUGGGCAUCGACUUCCGGGAAAAGAGAGUGAUGUACCGACCCAACGGGCCAGAUGGCCUCAGUGGCAGGGGACAGAGGAUUCAUCUUCAGCUGUGGGACACCGCAGGGCAAGAAAGGUAUCGGAGCCUGACGACGGCCUUCUUCCGAGACGCGAUGGGGUUCCUCCUCCUGUUUGACCUGACCAACGAGCAGAGCUUUCUGAGUGUCCGCAACUGGAUGAGCCAGCUACAAACGCAUGCCUACUGCGACAACCCAGACGUGGUCCUGUGCGGGAACAAAAGCGACCUGGAAGAGCAGAGGGCAGUGCAAGAGGAGGAUGCCAAGGAACUGGCGGAGAAAUACGGGAUACCGUACUUCGAAACGAGCGCAGCCAACGGGACCAAUGUGAGCAAGGCCAUUGAGACGCUGCUGGACCUCAUCAUGAAGCGCAUGGAACGGUGUGUGGACAAAUCCUGGAUCCCGGAAGGGGUAGUCCAGUCCAACGGUCACAGCUCAACAGAGCGGCUCACUGAGGAGAAGGAGAAAAGCAAAUGCAGCUGUUGAGGGCCCAGGCAGACGACAGCAG
Euleptes europaea (tarantolino) is the source of this 710-nucleotide messenger RNA. It is a transcript of the gene RAB27A, whose product is annotated as RAB27A, member RAS oncogene family. Gene Ontology annotation, cellular component: melanosome; secretory granule. Gene Ontology annotation, biological process: melanosome transport; positive regulation of exocytosis. Gene Ontology annotation, molecular function: GTPase activity; GTP binding. The transcript is spliced from 5 exons. The record is from RefSeq and is a predicted model, not a curated record. NCBI's taxonomy places the organism in Eukaryota, Metazoa, Chordata, Lepidosauria, Squamata, Sphaerodactylidae. Bases 23 to 688 code for a protein of 221 amino acids.